Messenger RNA from Staurois parvus, 309 nucleotides. The record is from the annotation of a GenBank genome assembly. Lineage: Eukaryota; Metazoa; Chordata; Amphibia; Anura; Ranidae.
UGCCACCUGUCAGUGUCCAUCCGUGCCACCUGUCAGUGCCCAUCAAUGCCACCUGCCAGUGCCCAUCAGUGCCACAUCACUGCCACAUAUCAGUGCCUACCAUCAGUCCCACCUAUCAGUGCCAGUCAGUGCCGCCUAUCAGUGCUGCCAAUCAGUGCCAGUCAGUGGCACCUAUCAGUGUGCAUCAGUGCCGCCUAUCAAUGCCCGUCAGUGCCACCUAACAGUGCCAGUCAGUGCCACCUAUCAGUGCCACCAAUCAGUGCUGCCAAUCAGUGUGCAUCAGUGUCGCCUAUCAGUGCCCAUCAGUGC